CGGACACGUUGGAAAGAGAUCGGGACGCGUUGGGAGGGACGGACACGUUGGAAAGGGAUCGGGACGCGUUGGGAAGUGACGCACAGGGGCAGCUCCAGCAGCCCCCGGUCCGUCCGCGUGCCAGCGCCGCUCCCCCCGCGUGGCAAAGAAUCAGUGCCGGGAGCGUGACUGGAAGAGGAGGGAAAACUCCCAGGGGGAGGGACAGGAGCGCUCCGGGAGAGCUCAUCGGGGAGGAGGAUCGGUUCCCGCCACACACUGGAGUGGAACGAGAGGCUGGGGGAGAGCCGGCGACCACAGCGAGCGGAGCGAGCGGAUCCCGCACCCCCGAGGGCCCCUCUCCGCCCUGGGACGGGGGCCAGGCCGUGCUUCGGGCAGGAUGUCCCCCCCGCCAGGCCGCAGGAGGGGCUUCCCCAGGGAGCCCGGCCCGAGGUGGGAUGGAGCAGGGCCGUGCCCCCCUCACGGCCCCGAGGACGCCUGGGAUGAGCCGCCCUGGAAGCACUGGCGCGGGAGGGGCCGGGGCGGAUGGUGCCGGCCCAGCCCCAUGGCCCCCAGACCCUUCCCUGGCCCUGAUGGAAUCCCUUGGAAUGAGGAGGAGGAGGACAGGAUAUGGGCACCCCAUGACUAUCCCCCACCGCUCUGCUGGGAUGACAGGGAAGAAAUCCAAGGACCUGUGGAUGACUUUGGAGAGGGCUGGCACCCGCCCAGCCCCAGGGUCCCCAGACCCUUCCCUGGCCCUGAUGGAAUCCCUUGGAAUGAGGAGGAGGAGGACAGGAUAUGGGCACCCCAUGACUAUCCCCCACCACCCCCCUGGGAUGACAGGGAAGAAAUCCAAGGACCUGUGGAUGGCUUUGGAGAGGGCUGGCACAUGCGUCACCCCAGGGGUCCCAGACCCUUCCCUGGCCCUGAUGGCAUUCCUUGGAAUGAGGAGGAGGAGGAGGACAGGAUAUGGGCACCCCAUGACUAUCCCCCACCCCCCUGGAAUGGCAGAGGAUACAUCCAAGGACCCGAGGAGGACUUCACACAGGACUGGUUCCCGGAGCUGGAGCCCAGCCCCUGUCCUGAACCACCCCAGGAGGAGGAGCAGCCCCCACCUUGGCCUCCUGCUGGCCCACCCGGGAGGCGAGGAGGGGUCCAUGGCAUGUGGCCCCCCUGGGACUGUCACCGGCCGGGGGGGAGACGCUGCCGACGCCUUCGCAGGAGCCACCGGGAGCUGACCCUGAUCUCAUUUGAGAGGGGUCCCAGACCCCCCAGAGGGCACAAAUCGUCCUCCAGGGCCUCUCCUUCCCUCCCCAAGAAGAGCCAGCCGGCAGCCAGGACAGAGCUGCAGCCCCCCGCUCCUCCCCAGCCACGCACGUCCCCACAAGGUCCUGUGGAGAGGCCGGAACAGACCCAGGACCUGCCAGAGGGCAGUGGGGAGGUCCCCAAGACCCCUGAGCCAGCCAGGACCCCUCCAAGGAGCCCGGCCAGCGAUCCCUGUGCUGCGGGGCCGGAGCAGGCGGCUCCAGGGACACCGGUUGAGCCAGGAGCUGAGCAGACACCUCUGGGCAGCCAGGACCAGGAUCCCUCUGCUUUGGGAACGGAGCCAAUCCCACUGGAGGAGAACUCUGCCAGGGCAGGGGAGCACCUCGAGGUAGAGCCCUGCAGUCCAGCUGUCCCCGAGGCUGGCACAGGGGAUGGGUCACAUCCCCAGAGCCCAGCAGCCCCUCUGGAUCCCGCUGAGAGGGAGCAGCUGGCACCCAGCUGCUCUGGAGAGGCGGGUGCUGAGCUGAGCCCCCGUUCCCGGGGAGAGCAGCGUUUGCCAAGCGGAGCUGGAGAAGCCGAGGCAGAAGCUGCCGGUGAUGGGGUGGGUCUGAGCGCACGGGGCAGCUCUGUGGCGUGUCCCCCUCCCCAGCUUCUCGAGAGCCUUCAGCCACCUGAAGACUCUCAGGUGCCACCAGGACCUGCAGCAGAACCUGAUGCACAGCCCAGCCAGGCUUGUCCUGAUACCUGCACCUCACCAAGGACCUCACCAGGGCCCCAGCACCCUCCUGGCUCCAGUGAGACAAACCCGGCUGGGGACGGACAACAGCAGCUCUGCCUCGGGCUCCCAACACCCUCCCCAUCCCGCAUGGAUCUCCGCUCCGCCGCCAUCCUCGCCAGGAAGGAGGAGAUCGAACUGUCGUACCAGCAGUUCAGCCUGAACAUCGCCGUGGUGGCCACGAUGCUGCUGCAGAAGGAGCCCUCCAUGGAGGCGGCCCUGGGGCUGGCACUCAGGGCCAACCUGCGCCAGGGCUGGAUCCACCACCUCCGGGAGCUGGAGGAUUUCAUCGACAGCUACGACUCGGCCACCUCCGGCCCCUGAGGGGACACCCCCUCCUCCAGCCAGGCUGGGAGUGAUGAGGGGCCAUGCCAGGGCACUGCUGUGCUCAGGUGCUGCUGAGCCUGGGGCUCAGGGUGGCACGGACACGGUGGCAGUCCCACCAUAUCUCCUGGAGGAGGAGGAAGGUGGGGGUAUGCUUAGUUUUAGCCCUGCCCAAACCUCUGUGUGCAGCCAAAGGAGGAGUUGGUGUUACUGGAUGGUGGUGGGAGGGAGGGAGAGCAGCAGCUCCUCUCCUCCAUCCAGGCUCCUCACUCCAUUCCUGGUUCCCAGGGAUGUGCCCACAAACCCCAGGAGUUGUUCUUGGGUUUAAAUCUAAAAAUAAACCCUGUUUUUGUUGCUGCCCUCA
Myiozetetes cayanensis is the source of this 2705-nucleotide messenger RNA. Its product is annotated as basic salivary proline-rich protein 1-like. The record is from RefSeq and is a predicted model, not a curated record. NCBI's taxonomy places the organism in Eukaryota, Metazoa, Chordata, Aves, Passeriformes, Tyrannidae. Bases 377 to 2341 code for a protein of 654 amino acids. The transcript is spliced from 16 exons.